UCAGGGCGAGCACACCCCUACUGCCUGUGUCAGAGUAUUUCAGAACACAGGCCAGCAUUUAGUCAUAGUGCAUGGAAGCUGCACUCAAACUUGUCCGCCGAAGUCCGCUCAAACUUUUUGACAACACCAGGACAUUUCUUGUUUCUUAAGGAUCUGUGGACCACGAAUACUUCUUUUGUUCUCGUAGAAAGUGUGCGUCGUUACAACAGGAUACUUAAACGCACAGUUAUUUCCAACUCACAAACACAAUGCCUCGAUCUUUCUUGGUCAAAAAGUACUUCGCUAGACAAAAGCCUAACUACAGUGAACUGGAAUAUCAGAAUGACACUUCACUGGAGAGGUUUCCCUUUGCUGAGUUUCCUUCAGGGGACAACACAUCCUCUGCCACCUGCUUCACAACAGGUUUGGUUUGGGACCUGAGUGUGCUUCCUACCCUCUACCUACCCACCUCCCAAACUGAGCCUUCCACCAACGCAGGACCCUUGGACCUCAGCUCCCCAUCCAGCCUCAGCAGCAGUGCAAGCAGUUGUGGAGAGGAAGAUGAAGGACGCACAUCAGACCCCCCCAGCCCUGAACCCGUACACACGUAUGCCCCUCGCCAGAGGAUGAAAUGCACAGGUUCUAUGACUCACAUCAGCCCCCCUGAGGAAGAAGAGGAAAGAGAGACACAGGUCACAGCAGCAAGACCAGCCUUCCUCUGUAAACACUGCCCUAAAGAAUACAACAGCCUGGGGGCCCUGAAGAUGCAUAUCCGCUCACACACCCUGCCCUGUGUGUGUACCACCUGUGGCAAAGCCUUCUCCAGGCCUUGGUUAUUGCGCGGCCACAUCCGCACACACACAGGUGAACGUCCAUUUUCCUGCCCACACUGCAACAGGGCCUUUGCUGACCGCUCCAACCUGCGGGCUCAUCUGCAGACACAUGCAGAGGUGAAGAAGUAUCAGUGUGGCAUCUGUUCUCGCACCUUUAGCCGCAUGUCAUUGCUGCAGAAGCACAGCUCCUCAGGGUGCUGCUCCACCACGGUGUGAGACUCCACAGACACGGACAAAGGGUAUCCACUAAGAGCUCAGGACAGUGGUGGUCUAGUAGCCCCAGAGAAGGCAUCUACGCAAGCCCAGCUGGCCUGAUGAUGAUCUGUAAAGCCACAAAGAGCAUGAAGUGGCUUGCUUUAAGAGACCUGGAGGGACUCGAGCAUAAUUAUUGGAUCUGACUUUACAAGCCUUUUAGCUUCUCUGCUUUGUAAAACAACAUCUGAGGAGCAGAUUUUUUUAUUCUAAUCUAGAUUGAGGUCAUGAGGCUGGACCAAAGCUGAACAGAGCAAUACAAACACUCACUUGAUAUCAACCCCUUUGUUGCCAUCGUGCCCAUUCCAAAGAAAAAAUAUGUAGUGAACUCAUAGGGGUAAGAGGUGUUCCUGUCUCCGUCCUGGUGCCGGCUAGCUCAGGAUCAUGGCCCAGACACAGCUGCUGAGAGGUAGGGGUGCGUGGGUGGAAUAAAUCUCUCAGCAUGCCUCAUAACACACAGACACACAGACACACAGACACACACACACACACACACACACACACACACACACACACACACACA
This is a messenger RNA of Notolabrus celidotus (New Zealand spotty), 1587 nucleotides long. It is a transcript of the gene snai1a, whose product is annotated as snail family zinc finger 1a. The coding region runs from base 249 to 1028 and encodes 259 amino acids. Gene Ontology annotation, biological process: regulation of DNA-templated transcription. The record is from RefSeq and is a predicted model, not a curated record. The transcript is spliced from 3 exons. Lineage: Eukaryota; Metazoa; Chordata; Actinopteri; Labriformes; Labridae. Gene Ontology annotation, molecular function: RNA polymerase II cis-regulatory region sequence-specific DNA binding; DNA-binding transcription factor activity, RNA polymerase II-specific.